Lytechinus pictus (painted urchin) is the source of this 1129-nucleotide messenger RNA. RefSeq names its product rab5 GDP/GTP exchange factor-like. Bases 266 to 1129 code for a protein of 287 amino acids. The record is from RefSeq and is a predicted model, not a curated record. Lineage: Eukaryota; Metazoa; Echinodermata; Echinoidea; Temnopleuroida; Toxopneustidae. The transcript is spliced from 5 exons. Gene Ontology annotation, molecular function: DNA binding; zinc ion binding.
GCGCAGUGCAGCUGCAGCGCAGCCGAAUCUUCGAUUUUUAGUUGCUCGGAUAGAUAGUUACCCAACCUCUUCUUCGGUACAUACUAUCGACUCAGUCUCAAUUGCAGAAUCACAUAGGUUAAGCCUAAGCCUUAAGGUUAGACUUUUUUUGGAGUACGGUGCAUGCAGAAAGUGAUCCAGAAACGACUCAAGACAAGUCAAGAGUCAAGUCAAGAUCGGUCAUCGGCGUACGAAAUCCGGUGCUUUUUGAUCUGCAUCUUUCAAGAUGGCUGCUCCAACUAGGAAGAAGAAGGGUUUCCACAUUGAUGAGGCUGAACUUCUCUGCAAGAAAGGCUGUGGGUUCUAUGGCACUGUCGCUUGGCAGGGAUACUGCUCAAAAUGCUGGAGGGAGGAAUGCCAACGCAGUCGUCAAGCUCAGAUAGAGAGUGAUGCAUUGUUUGCCAAGAGGCUGUACGAGAGUGAAAUGCAACGCUCUGGCCGCCCCUCCACUCUAGUGACCACCCCAGAUCAACAAACCUCUAAUGAACCCACCCAUAUGGCCCUCACGUUUCCCCCUCGAUCUUCCAAGCCAGAGCAGCCCCCAUCCCCUUCAGGCUCGCAAGGGGUGGUAUCCCCAGCAGGUGCCCCCACCCUAGGGGGUCAAAAUGAGACUCUGACCUUUGAUAAGUUUGAGGAGAAACGGAAGCAGAGACAGAAUAGCAAAACAAAGUCCAUGAAGACACUCUUCUCAAAGGGUGGCAAGACACCAAACAGAGAGGGCGCUGCUCCUGCUCCUCAUGCACGACUUGAGAAACAGAUCAGCAUGGAGAGCCAGCGUGCCAUGGGCGACUUCAUGGAGUUUCUUAAAAUCCUCAACCGCCCUGCUGCUCAGGAUCUUAACAAGCAGUGCAGGGCAUUUGUAGAGAGACUCCAGAGGGAGUCUAAUCUGUCAGUGGAAGAGCAGGCUGAGUUGGUCCAGGACUUCUAUCACAGCAUGGGAGAUAGAAUGAGCACCCACAGUGCCUUCAAAGGCAUGUCCAGCUUCUCCCAUUCGAAAAGAUAUUCCUCUGAUUUUCAAGAAGCUACUGGGAAAAAUCGGUCACAUGACCAAGGUGAAAUGUCAUGUAUUGAUAUACAGGGAGUUGUUUAA